Actinia tenebrosa (Australian red waratah sea anemone) is the source of this 2045-nucleotide messenger RNA. RefSeq names its product CUB and sushi domain-containing protein 3. The record is from RefSeq and is a predicted model, not a curated record. NCBI's taxonomy places the organism in Eukaryota, Metazoa, Cnidaria, Anthozoa, Actiniaria, Actiniidae.
UUCAGGUCCGAGCUGAAGGAACAAGACAAAUUCAUUUUAGAGCUGGAUAUUGUGAUUCUUCGACGAGAUUUUGGUUGAGUUUCAAGCCAUUUCGAGGUCGUCAUUAUGCGGAAGUAUCUCGUGGUUUUGAUGUUGGUUUAUAACUACAUCGAGUCAGUGACGAGUCAAGCUUGUUCUCGUGCUUCGAUGAUCCGCGAUGGGACAUGCACAACCCAGUGUGUACCCUCAACAGGAUGUCCUGAACCAGACUCGGACUGUCUGUGUGAUUCCCAAUGUGGAUAUAGCUGCGUCAAAAGAGGUUUGUCUUGUGGUCCAGCACCAACUAUACGUAAUGCGGACCUAACAUCAUCUGGGACAGCCUUUAAUGAUACUGUGGUAUACACAUGUCAGUCUGGUUAUACCAUAAAUGGUGAUAAUGUAAGGAGAUGUACUGCUAAAGGAACGUGGAGUGGAGUUGGUCCUACAUGUUUGCCCGUUUGCCAGCAGCCCGACCUGCCAUUUGGCUCGUACGUGAAGACUAACCUCAAGUCAGAGUACAAGACAGGAGAGAGUGUUACCCUUGACUGUAAAACGGGCUUCAUAAAGGAGGGUAAUCCAAGAAGAAUUUGUAUAUCUGGAAGAUGGACAGCAUUUCCAUUUGAAUGCAAAGCAACACAUUCUUGUCCAAGAGCAAUCCGCGGCUCUCGAUACAGGUGUGCUAAUAAAUGUUCCCCCGACGAUCCUGAUGGGUGUCUCGCGGGACACAGAUGUCUUUGUGACGGGCAGUGCGGUUACAGUUGUGUUGAGCAAGGCCUGCAGUGUCCUUCCCCCACUCGAGUUAAGAACGCUCUUAUAAAAUUCAAUAGCACUGGAUACAAUGGCACUGUAACGUACAAAUGUCAAGAGAACUUCACCCUCAACGGCGAUAGAGUACGAAGAUGUACAGCCAAGAAGAGAUGGGAAGGAGCAGUACCUUCCUGUUUACCGGACUGCGGCCAGCCAAGAGUUCCUCAACACGCCUACAUCGAAAACAAGAAGUCUAAAUACGCCUCUGGUGAUCGAGUGACGUUCAAAUGUGAUGCAGGUUACAAUCAAGAAGGAAUAUCAACAACAUUGUGUUUCAUGGGAAGGUGGAAUGUAAUGCCUUUUAGAUGUGAUAAGGGAGGAUGUGGGGAUCCUGGUACACCAGAGAACGGCAAUAAAUUAGGAAUAUCUUACGCACCAGGAUGGGAAGUGUUUUUCUCUUGUAACAUUGGAUACGUUCGUGUUGGUUCUGGAAAAAGAAGAUGUCUUCAUAACAACACGUGGAGUGGUACACAACCAACCUGUAAACUCAUCGAUUGUGGACCGCCUCAAGUACUAAAAAACGGAACUAUAAUCGGUGGUGAGACGACUUCCAAAAAUCUAUCUCUUUUAAAUGUGAUGAAGGAUUCAAGUUGGACGGAAAUCCUAGUGCUAUCUGUCAGUCAGACGGAAAAUGGAGUGGUGUCGGCGCAAACAAAGCUAGUUCUCACAAAGUGCAGCGAUCCUGGAACACCGAUGAAUGGCAUCAAGAAAGGACUUUCGCGUACAACUGGGAGCCUAGUGUUCUUUGCUUGUAAUUUUGGAUACAAAAUCCUUGGUUCCUUGUCGAGACAAUGUCUGGCGAACAAAAAAUGGAGUGGUGUGCAACCAACAUGUCUAAGUUUGUUCAAAAGUUGUGUUAACCCACUUCUACCUGAAAACGCUUAUAUCGCAAACAAAAAAUCGAAGUAUCUCCAUGGUGAUGCCGUAACCUUUAAGUGCAACAAAGGGUUUCUCCCGGUAGGCAUUAACAGGUCACAGUGCUUCAUGGGCAGAUGGAGUACAAUACCUUUUAGUUGCAUAAACACAAAACUUUAAGCUAAUGGCAGAUGACAGUGUAUACCAUGGCGUAACUGAUUUACCUGGCCAAAGCUCUUGUAAAGUUCAAGCUAGAAAUAAUGUUAACUACAAAUACUAUUUUUUGUUUUUAAGCAUGAAAAUCUGAUAUUCGAGUGUAAGUCUUAAGGGAAUAAAACGAUGAUGUGUAAAAUUAGCCCCGUGGG